GUUUACGUUUGGUGGCCGUCUAGCUAGUCUGGCUGUAUCAGCCGUGUUAUAGAAAUCUAAACCAAACGCACGGCCGUCUUUUGUGACUCUUAAGUUACCUCGCGGUUUCAUGUAAUGAGGAAGCGAUGACAUUAACGUACGCUGGAAGUGAAGAUCGCCUUGCAGGAUCGCAGGUCUGUGAGGUCCCCGUCGCACACUUAAUUUCGAUGAACUGCAUGCCACGGUCGCUCGUCAAGGUGUCUGUGCUCGGAAAAGCGUACUUAUGCGUCGUCUACCCUCACCGGUUCACGAGUGACGUUGUCUACGUCGACGGUACAGUGGAACUUCAGAUUAACGAUGGCGGUACGACGGACAACACCGUUCUUGUCGAACCUCUCGACAAAAGUCAGCCUGCCGACAGCGCUGUUGUGACGGUCGUGCUUCGGUCUGUCCAUGAUUUGGUCAAGUGGCAUGGAGUGCGUCAGGAACGACUUUCCUACUGGCUGUCCAGAAUCUUGCGGAAGUACUACGUGAAAAGUGGGUCGACGUUUGUUUGCCCUUCUAGUCGACCUCUCUCUCGAUUAUGUGCGGUGCAUGCAAUCGUCGUCGACCAAGUCUCGCCGUCGUCGGCCGACGCCUGCAGAGUGACUGCUAACACCAAGUUAACUGUUGCAGGCGUCACAUACAGCUCAGCUGCGGUCGAUCGUACGGUGUUCUCAGACAUCUGGGAGCAGACGCUGCGAGAGCCAACGGCACUGCUUGGCAAACUGUGCAUGUUUCCGCACACGUAUCCUAAGACGCUCGAAGCGGUCGGGUUGCGACUGCACCGCGGUAUUCUCCUAACGGGACCUCCGGGAACCGGCAAGACCAGCGUCGUUCGCCAUGUGGCGCAGAAGUGCGGUGCUCACUUGCUGACCGUCAAAGGACCGGAGCUAUGUCGCUCAGCUCCUGGAGAAAGCGAGGCCCUGCUUCGGUCAAUUUUUUCAGAAGCUGCGACGCUCAGCGAAGUACUGCCUUGCAUCGUGCUAAUGGAGGACGCAGACCUCCUAUGCGUCAAAAGAGGUUCGGCUUCGUCGCAGCACGCCAACAGGCUAGUCACGCAGUUGCUCACGCUCAUGGAUGGCAUGGAAGACAGGAGGCGCGUUUUCGUUGUCGCUACGACGACACGACCGAACAGCAUCGACCCGGCCAUGCGGCGGCCGGGACGCUUCGACAAGGAGUUGUUUAUUGGUGCUUUGUCAACACAAGAGAGGACUGACAUCAUGAGGACUGUUGGAAGUCAAUUAGGCAUUGACUUGAGCCAUCUUGUGCUACCAACAGCCGGCUUUGUCCUUGGAGACAUAAUGACUCUUCUUCGUGAAUCUCUUAUGGCUGCCAUAAAGCGAACUCCUUCAAGUGACAAAGAAGCACUUGUUACUGUCGAAGACUUCAAAACUGCUCUUACAACUGUUCAGUCAAACUUGAACAGCCGUCUUGAGUUUGCAGUUGAAGUAGUUCCACGAUUUUCUUGGAAACAGCUUGGAGGCAUUGAAUGCUUAAGAAAGAAACUUCAAGCAGCCAUGGAGGGCCCUCUACUGAAUCCAUCGGCCUUUGGGCGGCUUGGAGUGUCCCAACCAAGAGGUGUGCUUUUAGUAGGACCUCAUGGAUGUGGCAAGACUGUCAUCGCUCUUGCAGCUGCUAGUAGUUGUCCAGGUGUCACACUCUUUUCUUUGGGAGCAGCUGACGUCUACUCCCCUUUCGUUGGGGAUUCAGAGAAGGUUGUGUCUGAGGUCUUUCGGCAAGCAAGGCUUCGAGCACCAAGCGCUAUCUUCAUGGAUGACUUGGACACUCUUGUCGGUCGCAGGUCCGGAGAGCAUUCAGGAUCACAAGAACGCAUUCUCUCCGCACUCUUGUGCGAGAUUGAUGGGAUCGGUAGUGGAGUGCUUCAAAGGAGCGGACACACUCAGGAUCAGCAGAAUGUCAUCUUGGUAGCUACAACAGCCAACCCUGAUGCAGUUGAUGAAGCUUUACUAAGACCUGGAAGAUUUGACCUGAUUGUCUACGUUCCACCACCGGAUGCUCAAACUCGAGAACAGAUACUCAAAGUUAGCACUGCAAAAAUGGCACUAGGAGAUGUGGACUUGAUGUCCCUUGCAAACAGAACCGAGUACUUCACCGCAGCUGAUCUUGUGCAUCUUUGUCACGUGGCUGGCCUGCAAGCCAUGAGUGAACUUGGAUUUAAUGCCCCUUGUGUAGAACAGCGGCAUUUUGAAGAAGCUCUUAGGAGAACAUUUCCAUCACUAUGCCCACAGAAAGUCGAACACCUGCGGCAACAAUGUGCAAAGUUUUGCCUGGUUACGUGACCAAUAAAUUUUCUUCAUAGUUUUUUAAAAAAAUAUACAGUUUGGCAAGAA
Messenger RNA from Rhipicephalus microplus (southern cattle tick), 2372 nucleotides. RefSeq lists its product as uncharacterized. Gene Ontology annotation, molecular function: ATP binding; ATP hydrolysis activity. Lineage: Eukaryota; Metazoa; Arthropoda; Arachnida; Ixodida; Ixodidae. The record is from RefSeq and is a predicted model, not a curated record.